This is a messenger RNA of Penaeus indicus, 1321 nucleotides long. RefSeq names its product keratin, type II cytoskeletal 2 epidermal-like. Bases 1 to 1188 code for a protein of 395 amino acids. The transcript is spliced from 2 exons. NCBI's taxonomy places the organism in Eukaryota, Metazoa, Arthropoda, Malacostraca, Decapoda, Penaeidae. The record is from RefSeq and is a predicted model, not a curated record.
AUGAAGCUAUUGAUCUCUAUAUCGUUUGUCGCUGCUGUGUGUACUGCUGCACCUGAUGGCUAUAGAGCUCCCGGAUCCUCUACUGCAGGGUUUUCUGGCGGAGGAGGAUUCUCUGGCGGAGGAGGAUUCUCUGGUGGAGGUGGAUUCUCUGGUGGAAGUGUAAUUUCUGCUGGAGGAAGUGGAUUCUCUAGUGGAGUAAUAUCUGGUGGAGGAGGAUUCUCUAGUGGAGGUUUCUCGAGUGGGGGAGGAUUCUCUAGUGGAGGUUUCUCGAGUGGGGGAGGAUUCUCUGGUGGGGGAGGAGGAUUUAGCAGUGGAGGAUUCUCAAGUGGAGGACUUUCUAGUGGAGGAUUCUCAAGUGGAGGAGGAUUUUCCGGUGGAGGAUUCUCAGGAGGAGGGGGAUUUUCCAGUGGAGGAUUUUCUAGUGGUGGAGGUGGAUUCGGCGGCGGAUCUGGCAGAGGAUGCGGUCCUGGAACGAUCCUACAUGUGGACGGGUCCUGUGUCUCCCCAGUAGUAUCAAGAAAAGUGUACGUCUACGACGCCCCUGCACACCCGUCCGUUCCAAGUGGUCCACCACCAAGGGUUCCACCGCCGAGGGUUGAUCACAAUAUCCUGUUUGUUCGUCUUCCGGAAGGAGGCGCAGGACCUGAGCCUAUUAUUAUCCCACCACCAAGGCAAGAGAAUAUCGUGUACGUCCUUAAUAAGGCCAGUGGAGCAGGAGGACAAGAAGUCAUCGAAGUACCGGCUCCUCCUGCUUCUAGUCCAGAAGUAUUCUUCGUCAACUAUGCAGAAGGAGAAAAUCCUCAACUCCCUAUCGGUGUGGACCUCCAGACAGCUCUUCAAGCAGCUUCCAGUGGAGGAGGACAAGUCAUCGGUGGUGGUUCAGGAGGGGGAGGAUUUGGAGGCGCAGGAGGACUGGGUGGCGGAGGAGGAUUGGGAGGUGGUUUUGGCAGUAGUGGAGGAUUGGGAGGUGGCUUUGGCAGCAGUGGAGCAGCUGGAGGAGGAUUUGUUGGAAGUUCGGGAAGCGGAGGAUUUGUUGGAAGUUCGGGAGGCGGAGGAUUUGGCGGUGGGGUAGGACAAGCAGGAGGAGGAUUCGUAGGAGGCUUUGGAGACAGCGGAGAAAUUGGAAUAAGUGUUGGCUCCGGUGGUGGCCACGUUAGUGCACCGUCAAACACGUAUGGUGCUCCCUAAGGCAAUUGUUAGUCCUUUUAAGGCAUGAGGAGAGAGAUGACUCUCACAUAGAAAUCAAAAAAACUAAAAAUGUAUUUUGUUGAUUUUGUUGUUGUUAUAUUUUCUUAUCAUAUGAAUAAAUUGAAAUUAAUGA